Solenopsis invicta (red fire ant) is the source of this 4518-nucleotide messenger RNA. RefSeq names its product run domain Beclin-1-interacting and cysteine-rich domain-containing protein (gene Rubicon). The coding region runs from base 1 to 2811 and encodes 936 amino acids. The transcript has 8 exons. The record is from RefSeq and is a predicted model, not a curated record. Lineage: Eukaryota; Metazoa; Arthropoda; Insecta; Hymenoptera; Formicidae. Gene Ontology annotation, molecular function: phosphatidylinositol phosphate binding. Gene Ontology annotation, cellular component: intracellular membrane-bounded organelle.
AUGUCUGAGAAUACUCACAGUAAGGAGCGGUGGCAGCUUCUCCAUAGUCUUCGAUCAACUGUGGAGGGUCUGCUGAUCGAUGGGGUUUCCAAUGUAUGGAAUGUUUAUGGUGGCCUAAAUCGACUGCACAGUAUAAUGGAACUGAUAUUCAAGCAUGGCUGUCGUAUAUUUGAUCCCAAUGGUGAGCCAGAUUGCUGGAUAUUUAUUCAAGGACUGAAUUGGCUUCAACCAUCUCUGGCGACGUCGCCAAUAUUGUCGGAAAAUGAAGAUUAUUUAUGCAAUUUGCCAGUUAGGAUAACAUCUAAGAAAGAUAUGUUGUGGCUGUACAAAAGUUUAGAGGGUCACUCCCUAUCACACAAAUUAUCGUGGCUUCUAUCAGAUAAGGAACAUUUGCUUUCUUGUCUGGAAUCAUGGGCCUUUCUCUGUCAAGAAAACUUGGCGGAAGCGACGCUUUUAUACCUAAGAGCGGUCGAGAGGAAUCAGCCUGUGCUACUCGCGGAAAUUGAUCCCUGCUUGUUUUUGCCAACGUGGAUAUCUCCUAAAGCGAGCCCCAAGCGACAUCGUCGCUCGUCCUCGUAUCCGGUAAAUUUUUCUGGUGUUAGUCACAUCUUACGAGACAAGAGCACGAGUGUCCUUAGCAGAUGUCAAUUGGAAAAACUGAAGGCUUCGACACAGUCUGUGUCGCAUGACAUUGAUAGUACUGAGAAUCAGAUAUCAAAGUCCAUACAAAUUAUCGCUGAUAAUGCACAAAGGGAUUCCAAGAUUGAUGACGUACCACUUAAAACGUGGAAUAGUUUGCCCGCUUUGGCCAAAAAUCACAACGGCGCAGUCGUAGAGAAUUCAGCCACGAUGUCGUCGACAAUUCAAGAAAGCAACAAUAGCAGUAACCGAUCUCGUACCAUUGAAUUGGCGGAGAUCAUCAAUAUCAAUUACUCGGAUUCGAAACAACCCGUUGAUUCCAAUAUGGAUAAGCUCAUAGCAAAGCCAAAAACACCCAUUAGGAAGACGAGAAAUCGGACGAAAUCUAGACAUAAUCGAAAUAAAAAAGUCUCUGAAAAUCCGGAAGUUUUCUCGAACGUUCACGAGAGAGACAGGAAUGUAGUUGAGGAAACACAGCCAAUCACAAUCGCAGAAUCGACGGAGAUGAAUACGUUGAAUCAAUGGACGACGCGCAAAAAGACGUCUUUUUUGGUGGGCUCGGCACCCGAGUUUACGGGUUCCUGGAGCUCGGAAGUGGAGGGUCAAAAAGACAUUCGUACGCCGCGAAAGAGUUUCAUGGAAGACGGCGGUAGUAGCGUGCAGCCAAUGGCGACCGGUUACUUCCCACGUCCAGCCGAAGGCCAGAGUUUGACCAGCUUUCUAUCUUCAGCGCGAUUCUCGCGCGCUCAUGAUGCUGAGCUGGAUCGCGAAAACGCGCACUUCAGCGUCUGCGAGGCGAUGAUUGCUGCCAUUGAGCAAGUCAAGUGCAACCGGUUGCAGCAACAUCUGUUGGACGACGCGGUUGACGACGAGAGUGACGAGGAGAUAAACCGGCUGAAGCAACGAAUCCGGCUGCGUCGUCGGCAACGCCAGGAGGAGAAGUGUAGAGGUAAAGGUUGGAGUCGCGGUGAUCUGUUGAGCGACGGCAGGACUGACACGACCACGACCACCGAUCAGAGCGUCAGCCCCUUGUCCACGUCCUCGGGUAGUUCCUCGGACAACGUGUCCACAGAGGACUCUGAGCUGGAUGACGAGCGGAGGUUGAGAAACGGUGGCAUGUCCGCGUCGACUGCGUCGUUCUCGGAUGUGGAAUCGCGUGUGGCGAGGUUUGCCACGGACUCCAAUGUGAGCGAGAGCAGCGUGUCCGCUGAGGGGGUAGCUCUGUCCCUCAUCAGUCGUUUCAGUGAGAAACAGCUGCCGAGGGCGAGUGAAUUGCAAUGGCUAGUCUCGGAAAAGGAUGCGCCGCAACGCUUGCUACCGAUGCCAAAGAGUUGGCCAGUCAGUCCUGACGAGGUUGAAAUUGAAGACGCGCGGACUAUUCCGCUGAGAGGGACAGUCGAAUGGGCUCCGCCGCGUCCGCAGAUCAUCUUCACACCUCAUCCACCACCAGUAAGACGGAUGCUAAUAGCGAAGCAGAAUUAUAGGUGUGCGGGUUGCGGUAUGAAGGUUGCUGUGAAGUAUGCCAACCGAUUUCGUUACUGCGAAUAUCUAGGUCGAUACUUCUGCACGGGGUGUCACACGAACCAAGUGGCAUUUAUACCAGGGAAAAUUCUAUCGAAAUGGGAUUUCAAUCGAUAUCCUGUAUCGAAUUUCUCAUAUCGAUUACUGGAUCAGAUGAUGUCAGAUCCGCUAUUCCAAGUGAACGAUUUGAAUCCGCUACUAUACAGGCGAAUAAAGCAAUUGGACAAAACAAGACUCCUGCGUACAAAAUUAUUUUUUCUCAAGGAUUUCUUAUACGCGUGUCGAUUUGCGACCAGUCUUCAAGAUGGGUUGAAGAAAGAACCAAAUUACAUAAUAAAUGAGCCGCAUGUGUACUCAAUUCAAGAUCUAAUAAACGUUAAGCUCGGAGUGCUGUACGUCAAGUUGCAAGAGCUAGUUCAAAUUUGUUGUGCGCAUAUAGUAGAUUGCGAGUUGUGCCAAGCCAGAGGAUUUGUCUGCGAGCUAUGCUAUUCCAAGGAUGUGAUAUUUCCAUGGGAUCUGUCAAAAGUAAUACGAUGUGAAAAAUGUGGUGCGUGCUUCCACAUCGAUUGUAAGCAUAGUUCCAACAAACUCGAAUGUCCUCGAUGCACGAGGUUAAACGCAAGACGAAUCUCAAGGGAUGAGAAGCCCUGACGAAUGAAGAGAGCGUUUUUUAUUGCGCUAUUCAAAAUGAAAUAUGUACAUUAAGCAUGCGAUAAACCAUUCAAGUCUAGAAGAUGUCUUAUCAGACUUAUCUCAGACAGUCAAAAAUUCCAACACAGAUUUAGGUUUUAUAGAUGUCUUUUGGACUUUAAUGUUGUCUGAGAUAUUAUUACUAAUUUAUGUAAAAUAUAGAAUUUUCCAACUUAAAUGUAAAAAAUUCUUGGGAGUGUUUAGGAGAUGGACAAAUUAAGAAAAAAAGUCCUUUAGUGAAUUGCUCGUUUUUGUUUCAUUUUAGAGAAAAUCACAAUUAUUUUUUUCAUUUAUUUAUUAUUUACAUGAUAAUUUCUUUAGUUAAGGGGAUGUUGACGAUAAAUUCGUUUUACAGGUUAAAUUAUUAUUUUUAGAUACGAAAUUUUUUUAUUGAUUACAUAAAAUUAUAAAUUUUUUUCCACAAUUAAAGUAUAGAUAAAUUAAUGAAAAAAUGAAAAUGGUUUUUACCAUUUUUUUCCAAAACGAAACAAAAACAAAUUAUUAAAAGACUGUUUUUAGUUUGUUGAUCCUCCACACAUUUCCAAAAUUUUGAUUUAAAUUUGGGAUCUUCUGUAUAUUGAACAACACUGUAUUCAAGAAAAUAAUAAGAUUCUUGAAUACAUGAUUUGUUAGAUAGACAAUUUGUUAGAUAUUAUAAAAUGAAAGUCAAUUUAUUCGAGCUUAAUUAUAACUUCUGACAUAUUCGACGUAGACAGCUGCAAGAUUAAUUAAAGGUGGACAUUAGACUGUAAAUUAAAUUGGGUAAAAACGUAUGACCUAAGAACAAGAACCCAUAGAAGUUCAGAUUUUUUUCUCUGUUCUCUGCUUCACACUGAAAAAUACUUGUGCCUCAGUCUCGAAGAAAGAAUAUUGAACGAACGAGACGUAUUAUAGCCGUAUUAUAUGAAGACUGAAGCAUUGUGAUAUAUACACGUUGAAUUUCAAUUUUCUUUGGAGCUUUCUUAAUACUAACGUCCACAGGAUGUCUUUUAGACAAUCUUUGGAUUAAUAAAUAUGUAUCAUCUAUGAAAGAUUUUAGAAAAUAUGCAAAUUAAAUUUAUAUUAAAAAAGCACAAACACACAAUACAAUUUAUCAAACAAGUUAAGAUAUUGUAUUUCACAAUAAAUUGUUAUAGUAAAUUUCUUAAAAAUGUAAUGUAUAAUUUAUAUAUACGCGCGCGAAUCCAUACACACAUAAUAAAUAUUGUUCAAAUAAUCUACAAUAUUAUACAUUCGUAUAUAUAAUUAUCCUUUUUGAUAGACUUGGAUAUAGAGAUUUUAACAAUAUUUAUGCAUAUCUAUUCGAGCAUAGCGAGCACGAACAAAAAGUAUUAAUUCUCUGCAAUUAUUUUGUAAUAAGAUUCUUAAGUCAAUGUUAUCGAUCAAUACAAAUAACAUAAAAUUAUUAUGUAAAAAUCGAAUCUAGUAAUAGUAAGUACGUACCUGAUUUUUAUUAAACUCAAAAUAUGUAUAUUUAUUGUUUAUUUAUGGAGAGCGUUAAAAAGCGUGCAAAAUUAUAGUAAAUUUUCAGAAAGAGAUUUUGACAUUUCUGUUAUAUUCUCUCUUGCGAUGUAACUCUAUUACGACUCUUGAUAUAACAAUUAUAACGAAACAUUUAUAAAAAAAACUAUGUAAAACAUGUAAAUAAAAUUGAGAUUCAAAUGAUUA